GCGAGAGAAGCGCAAUGACAUUUCCUCUUUAAAUAACCGGAGCCGGGGCCCCUUGGAGAAAUGGCCGCGUCGGCAGAUUUAAGUAAGUCUUCCCCAACAACGAAUGGGAUUCCAUCUUCAGACACAGCCAACGAUGCCAUGGACCCCUUCCAUGCUUGCAGUAUUCUUAAGCAACUCAAAACAAUGUACGAUGAAGGACAGUUGACAGACAUUGUAGUGGAAGUGGAUCACGGGAAAACAUUUUCCUGUCAUAGAAACGUUCUUGCUGCAAUCAGCCCCUACUUCAGAUCCAUGUUCACUAGCGGCCUUACAGAAAGUACUCAAAAAGAAGUUCGAAUAAUCGGUGUUGAAGCUGAGUCGAUGGAUUUAGUAUUGAAUUAUGCCUAUACCUCCAGAGUUACUCUGACAGAGGCCAAUGUUCAAGCCUUGUUCACUACAGCUAGCAUCUUCCAGAUUCCUUCCAUACAAGACCAGUGUGCUAAGUAUAUGAUUAGUCAUUUGGACCCCCAAAAUUCCAUUGGGGUCUUUAUCUUUGCUGAUCAUUAUGGUCAUCAGGAACUUGGGGAUCGAUCAAAAGAAUACAUUCGUAAAAAGUUUCUGUGUGUCACCAAAGAACAAGAGUUUCUUCAGCUGACAAAAGACCAACUCAUAAGCAUACUCGAUAGUGAUGAUUUAAAUGUAGACCGGGAAGAACAUGUUUAUGAGAGCAUUAUUAGGUGGUUUGAACAUGAGCAGAGUGAAAGAGAAGUGCACCUUCCAGAGAUUUUUGCCAAAUGUAUACGUUUUCCUCUGAUGGAAGAUACAUUUAUAGAGAAAAUUCCAUCUCAGUUUGCACAGGCUAUAGCCAAAAGCUGUGGAGAAAAGGGACCAUCCAGCACCAAUGGCUGUACCCAGAGGCUUGGAAUGACUGCUUCCGAAAUGAUCAUAUGCUUUGAUGCUGCCCAUAAACACUCAGGAAAGAAGCAAACAGUGCCUUGUCUAGACAUAGUCACAGGAAGAGUGUUUAAACUAUGCAAACCACCAAAUGACCUAAGAGAAGUGGGAAUUCUUGUGUCACCAGAUAAUGACAUUUACAUUGCAGGAGGGUACAGGCCAAGCAGCAGUGAGGUCUCCAUCGAUCAUAAGGCAGAAAAUGAUUUCUGGAUGUACGACCAUUCCACCAAUAGAUGGCUAUCCAAGCCACCCUUGCUUCGAGCCAGAAUAGGCUGCAAACUAGUACAUUGCUGUGGUAAAAUGUAUGCAAUUGGAGGCCGGGUUUAUGAGGGUGAUGGGAGAAACUCACUGAAAUCGGUGGAGUGCUAUGACAGCAGAGAGAAUUGUUGGAUGACUGUUUGCGCAAUGCCGGUUGCAAUGGAAUUUCACAAUGCUGUGGAGUACAAAGAAAAGAUCUAUGUUUUACAGGGAGAAUUUUUCCUCUUCUAUGAGCCUCAAAAAGACUACUGGGGUUUUUUAACCCCCAUGACUGUGCCUAGAAUCCAGGGCUUAGCAGCUGUAUACCAGGACUCUAUCUACUACAUAGCUGGAACCUGUGGAAAUCAUCAACGUGUGUUUACUGUAGAAGCCUAUGAUAUUGAGCUGAAUAAAUGGACUCGUAAGAAGGACUUUCCAUGUGAUCAAUCCAUAAAUCCAUACCUUAAGCUGGUACUUUUCCAGAAUAAACUCCAUUUAUUUGUCCGAGCUACUCAAGUAACUGUUGAAGAACAUGUCUUCAGAACCAGCAGGAAAAAUUCCCUUUACCAGUAUGAUGACAUUGCUGACCAAUGGAUGAAAGUGUAUGAGACCCCAGAUAGGCUGUGGGACCUUGGCCGUCAUUUUGAAUGUGCUGUUGCUAAACUCUAUCCCCAGUGUCUUCAGAAAGUGCUGUGACAAGUAGCAGACUAAGUAGCAGGCCUUAGUACAUCGCUGGCAUCUCAAACUGAAGAAUCUUGUCUUAGGAAGUGUUGGUAGUGAGGAAGACUGAGAGUUGUAUACGGAAAUGGGUGCUCUUAAGCAUUAUGGCAUGGGGAGGGAUUUGCUUUACCUUCGUGAUAUUUCCAUUUCAGUAGGGAAAAGGUAACAAAGUGCAAUUAGCAGCAUUUUUCCACCCCUGGCUUAAAAGUAAUUUUUUCAUUCUAGCGUUUUGUGAUAAAGUCACCGAGAUACCAGAUGAAUCAAGACAACUAUGCACUCUUACAAAAGCAGAGUAUUCCUGGGUAGACACAUCCAAACUAGUUUCAUGUGGCUUUUUAUUUAAAUACGGGUAACAAUAUGAGGCAAUAUCAUUAGGACUUUAUUUAGCUGUGACCUCUCUAUACAGAGAAGCAUUAACUUAGAUCCUCAUUCUUAAUAUUUAUAUAUAUUUACAUAUAUUUUUGUGUACUGUUUUCAAGUGUACGAGAUUUAAAUGUGUUCUGUUAUCAGUAGACUAAGGAAAAAUCAGUCUGGGAAAGAACUUUUAGAAUUUCCUAUUUCCCAUGUAACUUUUAAGUUAAGCUAAAGUUUUAAAGUGGCAGUUUUCUGUCCAUAACUUUUUCAAGUGCUAACACUGUCUCAUUUUUUUUAAAAUCCCAGAAAGGGCUCAGAUUUGCAGGUGACUGGUGCUAGCAUAAGUUAAUUCACAUGUAGGGAUAGAUAGAGCUAAAUGGUUCGAGUCUAUGUUGGUCUUUCAAAUUAGCAUGCUGGUUUCCUGGCCAUAGUGCUUUACCUUGUCAUUUCACAAGCUCUGUUUGUGUGAUCAGAUAUGACCCGUUAUUGGUCUAACUGGAUUCAGUUUUACAGUACCAAGUUUGCACUAACAUGGGCUGUUUUGUUGCCCAACCUCCUUUUCCAUCCUCUACCUGUCCAGUCAUAGUCAGUACAAUGAAAGUUAACUUAUAAUGUGAAAUUUUACACCUACUUUUAAAGUUCUGUGUGAUUCCUGAAGUGGUCUAAUAAUCUAAUGGCUUUGAAGUUUCAUAUUACAGCUAUAGCCUCUUGUUGUUGCUGUUUCACACUCAAUAGUGAGGAAUACUUUUAUGUGGAAAGACUUGUCUUAGCUGAAGGUGAUGGAGAAGGAAGAGUGAGUGAACUGAAUCAUAGGAUCAUGGACCAUAGGUACUAGUCACUGUUCAUAUUUAACUGAUACGUUUCUCAGUUAGGAAUAUUAGCAUGAAAAACUAACACUGUACCUAAGGCAGGCAUUUGGAUUGGUAACAUACUCGUUACUGUGCCUAGUGUAGCCAAUACAGAAUAUGAGAACAGGUCAGAGGCUGUCUGUGCUUAGAGUAGUUUGAUUCUCUUGAAGAAAAACUGGCAUGGUUUGUAUUUUUUAAAAAAAUCUUGCAGAAAUUGUAAAGUGAUACUGUGAAACAGACUGAAAACAUUGCCUCCUUGCAUCACAUACCUCGUCUUUCAGGAACUUUCUAAACUGCUUUACAAAGAGCUCUGGAAGUAGGGAUGGUUUUCUGAAGAGGAAGUUCAAGUGGACAGCAUUCACAAAUUAAUGGUUAAAUGUCCUACAGAGCUGGAAAUAUGGUUUCUUCUAAUUGGCCUUGAUGGUGUGUCUACAAUCUCUUUGUAAAAUUUCUCAACCAAUAUUUUUACCUCUCUUGUUUGUCUUGUAUUUUCUUUUUCUUCAUGCUGUUUUAGGAUUAUUCUGUGAAGUUUUUUGAUUUAUAUUUACAGUUUUGCAUUACUAAUAGGGAAAAUAAUUUUUACAAGAGAUAUCCAUGUAACUUAUUUUGAAAGUUUUGCUGAAUAUCUAAGAUUCCUGCCACUUUGUGACAAUCUCUGUAUUUGGGAAAACGUACUACUUGAAAACAUGACAUAGACCGUUGAGUUAGCAGUGUACAGGUACAGUGCGGUGUACACGAGAAAAUACACUGUGAGUAUUUCUACAGUAGAUUUUCCCUGUUGAUCUGUAUAGCAGUUACCCUUUCAUUAUAACAGUGUGCAUUGAGGGUAUGAUCUAAGUAUAGUGUGUCAAAACCAAGGCUUAGAACUUAUUAUGGGAGUAGACUAUAUUGAAUUUUGUAUGAAGAACUGUUUGUUUACAUUACAUAGCCAGAAUAUUUUGCCACUUUUAAAAUGAUUUCAGAAGAGGUCCUAGGAAACUAAGAUUAGUGAUAGGUGUGGGUUUACAUGUAGGUACUUAAGGUACAUUUUCAUAGUGUGAAUAUAAGUAAAGGCACAAUGGCUACUACAGACUUAAAAGAUCUAACAAAUGCCAAUCCCAACUAUGUUUCUGCAUUUGAAGAAUGUAUGUAGCACUUUCCUAUAUAUUUUUUACAUGUUGAAAACUGGACUAGGUGUAACUAUGUUCUAGGAAAGUAGAAAUUGUAUUAUUUAUUGUUUAUCUUUGUUUCCUGUGAUCCCCCAAAAUUGAUGCUUAAGUGUUAAGCUGGUAUCAUUGGUGCAUGUGAAAAAGUGGCUGUGAUCCGUAAGGAACCAGAGUCCCGUGUAAAGAAGUUUAAAAUGGCAUUCAAUGUUCAGUGCUCAGGUAUGUAGUAAGUACUGUAGUCCUAUGGGGGCAAAUGUGUAGAUUUUUAAACAUUUUGCCAUAAUUGCACAAUUUUUUGCAUUUUUACCUGAUGUCAUUGUUUCUUGUAAUAAAACCUUUUCUGAUUGAAAA
Molecule: messenger RNA, 4588 nt
Organism: Nannospalax galili (Upper Galilee mountains blind mole rat)
Lineage: Eukaryota; Metazoa; Chordata; Mammalia; Rodentia; Spalacidae
Gene: Kbtbd8
Product: kelch repeat and BTB domain containing 8
Exons: 4
Coding region: 61-1866 (601 amino acids)
Biological process (GO): neural crest cell development
Molecular function (GO): protein binding
Source: RefSeq, a predicted model, not a curated record